Molecule: messenger RNA, 7520 nt
Organism: Coturnix japonica (Japanese quail)
Lineage: Eukaryota; Metazoa; Chordata; Aves; Galliformes; Phasianidae
Gene: PODN
Product: podocan
Molecular function (GO): protein binding
Source: RefSeq, a predicted model, not a curated record
CCCUUAGCUUCUGCCCAUAGAUGCCUCAUCAACUCUGUCUCAUUACGUGCACAUGCCAUACGUGGGUCAGGACUGAGGAAUUUUCAAGUCUUUCAUCAUAGUGAUGCACCUCUUACUGUUCAGAGCUCCACCCCUACCCAUAAGCAGCUGCAUGGGCAAGGAAUAGGCAGAAUCUGCAUUAAAUGUGGUGAAUCUUAUGCGUUCCUAAGAGAAACAUUAUGGAAAGAGUUGGAAGUUUUGUAACUCCAGUCAUGUCUGAAACUGAGCAGACCAUCCCCGGGCUCCCCAGCACCAAGGAGUGUGUGCCCGCGGGAUGCCAUGUGCAGGAGUGCUUUGGGGCCUUGUGUGUCCUCCACUGGGCACAGGGCUGUCUGUCCCCAUGGCUGCUCCACAGGGUAAGGAGCUGAAUGCCUGCCAGCAUGGCUCUGUGUUUGUGUGGCUCUUCUCAAUCCUUUGCAGUUGAGAGAGGCACAGAUACCAGUAAUUGCCUCUGCGUUUUUCACUGUGGAACUGACGAGAAUUAACACAUCACUACAGUGGAAUUCUUCUGUCAUGAUACGCUCCCAUUUAACUGGUGUGUUUUUCUUCCCAGUUUUCCCUAAGCUUUUUUUUUUUUUUUAACCCCAAAUCAACAGCAGGAGAUGGAGCUGCUGCAGCUAUUUACAUUAAGGUGCUAUUUACAAGGUUUCUUCUCCAGCUUUCUGCCACCUCCUCAUUCCCAGCAAACAAGGUGCAUUAUCCUCACAAAUCCCGACGCUCCUCAAGAGCCAUCUCAUGUGGCAGAAGGUGAGAAAGUUCAAGAGCACAAAGGAAAACCUGUGUUGCUGAGAAACAGGGACAGUGACCACCUGUAAGAAUAACAUCAGUUAAGUAUUUUGAGAUCCCAAACUUAACAGAAAUGGCUUUUGUUGUUGUAUUAAGGAAGCUACCAUGAAAUGUAUGGGUUUUCUUUCAUAAAAGAAAGGUUAGCUGUGAUUAGUGACUGCUGUGGAAAUAUCUUAGCUUGGUUAUCUCCAAAAGGAAUUACUUGCAAAAUUCUCCUCAACGCUGGGGGGCUGCAUAGCAAUGUUUACUGCAGAUCUGGGAAGUUGUCUCCUUGAGGAUGCUCGGACUGUGUAAAAUACUCCACCUAGUGACAGCAGUUGGAUGUUUUAACAAAAUCCCGCAACAAAUAAGGGAAACUCUGCGUUGGAUACUUCAGUCCUGGAGCCCUUUGUCUCACAAGUUUGCCGUGUUAUUUCAUGCAGUUGUCCAACACUUUAAUUUGCCUUCUGUGCUUCUCUAGAGAGACAGUCACCCACCAAUUUGUUAAAUACUUCCCACAACUUACACAUCUUUAUGUCACUAUGCAGGCAUGAACUUCAUGAAGUUCAGUCACAUCAAUGUUGGCAGGUUUUAGGCAGCAGGAUGAGCUGGGCCAGGCUGCAUAAGGGCUGCAUGCUGUGCCCCCUAUAGGGCAUGCUGCAGCACAGUGAGGAGCCCUGGGAGCACUCUUAAUAAAUAGACACUGGAGUACACUGGGUGUUCCUGGGAGGGCCUCUAGGGCACCUUAGAGCUCACUUGGGGGGCUGUAUUUGUACUACUGUGGUCUUGAGUAAGCUUGAGGAGUCCUGGGGGUCCUCUGUUGCAUGCUAAGGACACUAUAGCGCACCAUAGGUGUUAUGGGAGCAUUCCAGUGUGUCUUAGACUGCAGAGGGAGGAUCUGAAUGUCUUCUAGGGCACACUGGGAAGCCUCUAGUGUGGCUUAGAGCACAUUCAGGGUCUCUGGGAGUGCUCCAGCAUGCCCUGGAGUACCCUGGGGGACUCUAUGGAGUCCUCUAAGUGCACGCUAGGAAGCUUCUAGGACAAACUAGAACACAGAGGAUGUAUUUAUUGACCCAGGGAGGCCUCUACAGCCUGUAGAAAGCAGUGAGGUUUCUUUCUUUGGAGUCUUAUGCAUCUAAGUGCACAGAGGGGGCUAUAAAACAUGCUGGGCAGUUGCAGGAAUCUCCUAUGGUGUCUAAAAUACGCUGGAGUGCCUUGCUGGCCUCUAGGGCAAAUGAGGAAGCCUCUAGUGCACCCUACAGCACAGGGACAAGCUCUGUGAUUUUUCUGGUUCGCUGCCUAUCUCUGCUUACCAGUGGUGGUGAAGUGCGAUGGUGGGGAACACUGAGGCACAGAGACACGGAGGAGCUCAGUUGUUGGGGCUGCAGUACUGUGUAGCCAUGCUGGGUGUCCAGCUGGGAUGAGGGAUCAGUGACUUGUGUGUUGUGGCUUUUCCAAAGGGUCAGAAAGGGCUCUGCCCUGUGGGCCUGUUGGGGAUACAGCUCUGAGCUGCUGAGGCUGCUGUGACCCCAGGACAGGGUCAGUUCUGUAGGGCCUGAAGCUGCAGCCCUCACAUGCCCGGUUCAUCUGAGAGCUGUUUAAACUGUCACCUCCUUGGAACAGGAACUCAUCGCUUCCUGCUUCACAGAGCGCUGAGCUGGAUGUCAGCUCUUGUUUAACGGAGAAGAAUAAGAUUGCAAUAAGCCUGAUGGAUAAAAGGCAGGAAAAAGUCCCAGCUAUGAGAAAUCAACCUUCGUGGAAGCAAACCACAUGUGGAGAGCAAAUGCUGGAGAAAGAAACACAGCGAAACACAACAAGUGGAAAAAAUUCACUUAUUACCUAAGUAAACAGAGGGGUAAUUUGUUGGAGUAACAGCGUGAGCUGCUCUGUACUGUAUAUCUGAACAAGAAUUCAUUGCUCAGAGAAGAGCAGAUGACUUUAUAAGACACUGUGUGGUUGUUCUGGGAAAUGUUAGUUAUUUACUGUUGGUAUAGUAACAAUCACCCCAGUAAUGCUGCAGCAAGCUCAGAGGAACAUGUAUGGCGUAAAGCAAGUACAAAAUAUGCUGGGUCUGUGUCCCAUAUUUCAGGUAGAUUAAAAGCAGUCGUGGAUUCUUUUAUCAUUAUUAUUAUUAUUGUUUGAAUAGUACUUAUCCUCUGGGAGAACAAACAUCUUAAAAUUCAUUUGGAUCAACACACAGAUGCCAAUAGGCAGUUGGCCAGGCUCUGCUGUGCAUACUUGGGUUUGAAAAAUACUUCCUUUCCUGCCUUGGAGACAAAAACGCCUUUUACUCUCAGUGUUUUGAUUGUUCAUUUUUUAAAGCAAAUGACAGCAAGUUACUUAAAAGAUUGUUAAUAGGCUUUGCUCUCUGCUUUCAAUUAAAGGCACAGCGUCAGCGUGCAGCACUGGACCCUUGAGGAACGUCAGUGUUUGUGUAGUCUUGUUUAAAUUGGGUAACUAAAGCUGGAAGUAAAGAAUGUUUCAUGACAUGUUGAUACAACUAAACCUUAACCCUCCUGACUGCCUUGUGCCUCACUCCGUGCUUAUCGCAAGGAAGCUGAUGUAAUGCUGCCGACUAAGCCAGCGUUCUUGCACCUUCCUAAAUAUGCUCAUGCUCUGAUAGAUCUGCUUACACCUUCUGUUCUCUUCCCUGUUGUUUUUUGACUGGGAUGUGCUUUAUUUGUUUAUGCUGUCCAUGCCAUUUAAAGAGUGACCGUACCAGAAUUUAAACUACAUUAUCAGCCUCAUGUUCUGAACCUGAAUGUUGCUUUGUUUAGACUGCAGCUACCACUGCAGGGAGGGCACAAAGACUUGGGUCAGACUGGAGAUUCUGAAUGCAGCUGAUUCUAAGUUGUGAGUCCUGCAGUGGAAUUUCUUUCCUCCGAAAGCACCAGAAAACCAGAGUGACAGAAGCAGUGGCUGCCUUACACCACUCUGUUCCUCUAUCAGAAGACUGGGGUGAGCCGGGGGAUCUCCCAGCAUCAACACACUGCUGUCCCCUCCCUGAAAACACAGCGUUAAUCUUCUUGUAUGGUUUCAGGGUGCUGUGAUAAAGAGGAGCAAGCAAAUCCAUUCUGGAUCUCCGAAUCAGUGAGAUUAAGCAGCCAGCUUUGCUUUGUUGUUGUUGUUGUUUCAGUAGAAGCACACUUCCCACAGCAACUUCUGCAACUUACACGUGGCACAGAGGAGGAUCGGUUCCAGUUGAUAUGAGCCUGGAAGAAGAGAGGGAGGAAAUAACUUAAUUGCUUUAGACUUCAGUUCAGCUUGAGAAUACAGCAAGAAGGUCAGAUUCUUGGUGAGGAGAGAUCCUCUGCAGGUCUUGUGAAGGGGCGAUGCCAGCCGGCGGCCGGGAGCUGCUGGUGCUGGUGCUGCUGGCGCUGGGCUGUGCCGCCACCAUCGACUUCGAGGGUGUCGUGGGAAGGAGGCGCCCACCGGGCCCGGCCUCCGGCUGCCCCCGAGACUGCGGCUGCACCCAGGAGGGCGUCGUGGAUUGCGGUGGCAUCGACCUGAAGGAGUUCCCGCUGCUGCUGCCUGAGCUGACCAACCACCUCUCGCUGCAGAACAACCAGAUAGAAGAAAUCUUUCCAGAAGAGCUUGCUCGUCUUCACAGAUUGGAAACUCUAAAUCUGCAAAACAACAGGCUGACUUCAAAAGGGCUGCCUGAGGAAGCAUUUGAGCAUCUGGAGAACCUGAAUUACCUAUACUUGGCAAACAAUAAGCUGACAGUGGCUCCAAAAUUCCUACCAAAUACCUUGAUCAGUGCGGAUUUUGCAGCCAAUUAUCUCACUAAGAUAUAUGGGCUCACAUUUGGACAGAAACCAAACUUGAGAUCCGUUUAUCUUCAUAACAACAAGCUUUCAGAUGCUGGCUUACCUGAUAAUAUGUUCAAUGGCUCAAAUAAUGUGGAGAUACUCAUCAUGUCCAGCAAUUUCCUGAAAUAUGUUCCAAAGAAUCUCCCUCCAGCAUUAUACAAAUUACAUUUAAAGAACAACAAACUAGAGAAGAUUCCCAAAGGAGCCUUCAGUGAACUUACAGGCUUGAGGGAGCUCUACUUACAGAAUAACUACUUGACUAAUGAAGGAAUGGACAACGAAACUUUCUGGAAACUGUCUAGUCUUGAAUAUCUGGAUUUGUCCAGCAAUAACCUCUCACAAAUCCCAAGUGGUUUGCCUCGAAACAUCAUCCUCCUUCACCUGGAGAAGAAUGCAAUUAAGGUGAUUGGCAGAGAUGUUCUGACCCAAAUUAAGAACCUUGAGUAUCUCCUGCUCCAUAAUAACAAGUUAAAAGCUCGAGGUAUUCACCCAUCAGCCUUCCAGGGCUUGAAGAAACUGCACACCGUCCAUCUGUACAACAACCUCCUGGAAAGGAUUCCCAGUGGGCUGCCUCGACGGGUGAAAACACUCAUGAUCCUGCAUAACCAGAUCUCUGAGAUUAACAGGAAUGACUUUGCAACCACUUACUUCCUUGAAGAGCUGAACCUGAGCUACAAUAAGCUCAAAAGUUCCCAGAUCCAUCGGGAGGCCUUCCGUAAACUGAGGCAGCUAAAGUCCUUGGAUCUUUCUGGAAACAACCUCAACACGGUGCCCUAUGGCUUUCCAAAGAACUUGCAGGUUCUGAAGCUGAAGGAAAAUGAGAUAAGUGACAUCCCAAAAGGGACUUUGUCUGGGAUGACAAAACUGCGGGAACUGUAUUUGAGCAACAAUAAACUGAAAGUAAACUCAAUUUAUUCAAGAGCAUGGAGGGAGCUCAGCAGUCUCCAGUCACUAGACAUGGCUGGCAACCAGCUGACUUCCAUCCCAUCAGACCUGCCAGAAUCUCUGGAGUAUCUGUAUCUUCAGAACAACAAGAUCACAGUUGUUUCAGAGACCGUUUUUGAGUCCACACCCAAACUAAAGGGAAUUUACCUCAGGUUUAAUAAGAUUGCAGUUGGAGCACUGAAGGUAAAUACCUUCCAAAGUCUACAGCACUUACAAGUACUGGAUAUUGAAGGGAACCUUGAAUUCAGCAACACUUCAAAGAAUAAGGAUGACUCAGAAGAGGAAUUAGAAGAUGAGGAAGAUGAGGAAAACUGAGAUAAAACAUGAACUCACACAGGCACACUAUGCGGAAGCAAAGCAUAUGGAAAAUUACAUAUAUUUCUAUGUGUAUAUAUCUAUAUAGAUAUAUAUAGAACACUUAGCAGAAUGUGCAAUGAAUUAUCCAGAAACUGUCAUGGCACUGGGCCAGGCUUAUGGAAGACAGUGUGUUGCAGUGCCUUAUUCAGGGAGAGACCCUGAAUGCCUUUCCAAAGCUUCCAAAUCAUCUUAUACAAGACCCAGGAUCAUAAGGGAUUGCUUUGGAACUCACAAAAGCUGGCUUUUGUUCCUUGUUUCUCUUCCUUCACUGUUUCCAUCUGUAAUAACAAUACGGGACUGUUUUGAACACAUGCCUUCAAAUGCUGUUUUUGUCACUGCAUUUUAAGUGAACUAUGUAUUAUGCUUCUUUUCUUUUCUUGCACCCCAAAGAAGCUGUUGUUGAUCAGACGAGAUGGAUAUUUGCAGUAGUUUCAUGUGUGGAGCAGUAUAUGAAGCAUUUGGGUCAUCAAGCAGCUGCAAUAAGUCUGGAUUAAACUAUUCAUCUGUUAGAACAAUGUGUAUAUUUGGAUGAGAAAAACAAAAUAAGGCUGGAUCCCAUAAUAUUUUGUCUCUACUGCCACUGCCUGCAGUAUAUGCCUGUUUUAGAAAGUUUUUAAGACACAACAACUGGUCUUAUGAAUAUAUAUAUAAAAAAACCUAUGCCUACUUCCCAGAGGUUUAGUAUAGUUUGUGCCUUGCUGUUGUUUGACCACAUGGCAGUUGUGUGGAUGUCUUGGAAGACACGUCCAGAAGGUUGAGUAUCAGUAUGCAGUAUGAUUUAUGCAGUAGCAUUUUUUUACGUAUUUUAUAUCAUUUAUGAUAAGAAUCAGAAGUGAGACUUAAUGAAGCAAAAGAGAUAAAUGAGUGAAAACUGUGAAGUGUCAACAGAAAAUUGUUUAUUUGAAGUCUUGUGACAGAACUUGUUCUCAUAAUCUCCUGAUUUAAACCCUCACUGUGGAGUACUUUCAGCUUCUGUCCAAAUCAUGGAAAAUAAACCCAGAAAAAGAAGAUUUACAGAGGUACUGGGAUGGCAGGGUUCCUAUUUGUUUAUAAUAGCCUUCAUCUGAGGUGGCUAAUAUGUUUGAGGAAAUGCUCUUUUCUUUUGAGGAUUUCUGGUCGAACACAUGUUGUUUUGCACGCUGUAUUCCAGGAUUUACUUGGAAACAGUUGGCCUGCUUUUUAACCAGCUGUUUUUCCUGAUGGUGAAGACUUAAUUCCACACUCUCCCUUUGGGGUCAUGUAGCACAUGACGGUAAUUUCAAGCUGAUAUUUUCUUAGACAAUUUAAGAUGGUCUUAAGUCACAGAAGGAAAGAUUAGUUAUAGAAAAAAACAACAAACAACCCAUAAUGUGGCCCUGAACAUUUACAAACAAAAAGCAACCAACAUAUCAAAUACAUUUUUUUAAUAUCAGCUGUACAGAUGAGCAAUAGAAUAGCAUUCUGACUUUUGGGAUAGAUUUGUACGUGAAAUAUUUACAGAAUGGAGUUCAAAUGAAUGAGUAGUUUCUAGUGGCAAACCCUGGUGGCAAGUUUUGCUAGUCCUUGGUGAAAUAGCUCUAUUUAUUAUACUCAUAAGCUGACCAUUUGCACAAUUACACAGUU